AACGAAAGCAAACAACACACCAGGCGGGUUAGUCGUCACUGGCUGUAUUCGGUCAGGGCGUGUUCAUGCCAAGUUAAGCUUGGCAGGAAGAGGGCACCAGGCCGAUUAGACUUUAUUUGUUCCUCCAAAUUUGACGGACUGAUGUGUAAUUCUCAGUAACUAUGGAUUUCGACGCGUUAUUUAAUGAGAAUACGUUUCAGUUUUCGGACUUCCAGGAGUUCACGUUUCUUCCUGGCCACCAAAAGCUGACUGAGCGAGUGAGAAAAAGACUGUACUAUGGCCUGGAUAAAGAUGUUUCAUUAGAUGCCCUUUCCUCCCCUGUUACAGAUAUCGCUGUUGAAAUUUUCCAGAAGUCUGCCCCAAGUCCAAUCCGCAAGCUUCAGAAGAAGUAUGCUGCUCAUGUUGCAAGGGAGGCCUGCAUCUCUCCAUGUGCCAUGAUGUUGGCUUUGGUUUAUAUUGAAAGGCUGCGACACAGAAAUCCUGAGUACCUGCAAAAAAUCUCCUCAUCUGACCUUUUUCUGAUCUCGAUGAUGGUUGCCAGCAAGUACCUGUAUGAUGAAGGUGAGGAAGAAGAGGUUUUCAAUGACGAGUGGGGAGCGGCUGGGAAACUGGACGUCCAAACCAUCAACAACCUGGAGAUGAGUUUCUUGAAUGCCAUUGAGUGGAGCCUCUUCACAGAGCCAAGGGACUUCUUUGAUAUACUCAGCCAGCUGGAAACCAGCAUUGCGGAGAAGCAAGGAAUGAAACGUGGCUGGUUUACCUACACAGACCUGUGUGUGCUGCUGGAUCACUCUGCAUGGAGUCACGCCCUCGCUGCCAUCUAUCAGCACUUUCUAAAGGUAUCCUGUAUGCUUGGUCUGGUCUAUCUAACCAGUGUAGCUGGUCUUAUUGCCACCAGCGCUGUGGUCCACCAGCUCAAUUUGUCAAGAGGUGACCAAUCACUGCUUCCUCCAGUAAACGAAAUCAGCUUCACCUUCAUCCAGACUUCCAGUCUCUGUCCAGCCCAUUCCCUGCCCUGUUUUGUUCUGACCAACAAGUCUCUGAACAGUCACACUGGUUUGGUUGAAAUCAGCCAACACCAAAGACAAAACGAUUCCCCGCUGGUUUCUGCAAAAAGCUCGGUUUUGUGUCUCUGGGGUUCUCUCCUGGGCUCAGUGGGUCGUACACAUCCUGGAAAAAAGUCUGAAUUGGAAACUGCUCAGUCCUGGCCUUCUUCCUCCUUCGACUGUUCUGGCUGUUUUGCAAACCUUCCUCAUCUUCAGUGUUUACUGAGAAACACCUCGGCACUCCUUCACCACAACCCUGUUGGAAACCAUCCCCAGUCGACACGGCUAUCUUCCAUGGAAGCAGCAGGGUCAAGUCUGGACUCACAGUUUGGGGCAUUUCCAACAGUAGAUCCGUCGCCCUGCCAUCCUGAGUUUCUGCUGCCUGCCAACAAAUAUCAAGCUCUGCUCAUGCCUGGCUAGCGGCAUCCCCGUUUGUCAUGCUGGAAACAUCCCUGGAAACCAUAAAAGCUUUGUUUUCAUGACUCCCCAUUGUCUCAGUCAUGUUUUUAGAAUAUAUAUGUAACGUAAAGUGGCACUUUUCAGAGAGGGUGAAAAUUCAUUCAUUUUAUUACACGGUGCGUUGAAAACAUAAAUCUGAUGCAGCAGAGAUUAAUGCCCUCUAGUUUUAUUUUUACAGAUGAUCUUAAAGGUGACAAAACUGCUUGUUUAUAUGGGAAUGAACAAGAUUUGUUGUGAAUGUCCUGAGCUAUAAAUGAUAAUUGUAAAGAUGGUAACUGCUUGGGGGGGAUCUUGUAUGUGUUUUAAGGUUGCUAAGCAUAUCUACAAGUUAAACGCUAUCCAGUGAGUGCUUAUUUUACUAGCUUCAUAAGGAGGAUGAACUAAGCCAGUUUAGACUGUUUCCUAAGUUUUCACUUUGUGUACUCAGUGUUACUAUUUGUUUUUCCAUCACUUAGGGGUCAGACUUUGGUCAAACAUGUUCCAAGCACUGAUUUUUGUUCACCGAAUAGGUUGGGUUUUUUCCUUGAAAACUUGAUAAGGUUCACUUCAUGCAGAAGAAGGUAUCAGACUGGAAGUAGACUACUGAAUAAAAGCUUUAUCUGCAGAUCAAAAUGCACCUGACACAGAUUUCAUAGCAAUUAAAUAGAUCUUUUUUCUUUUUUUUUCUACAAUAUUUGGCAUUUUCUUCUUUUUCUGCACCAUAUUUAAUGUUGGUAAUAGGAUAUGACAAUCUAAAAGACGGUUUCCUGGAACCACGUUGUAGGUCAGUGUGGAAGAUUUGGCCUCUGGGUUUUGUAGCAGCUUUUUUUGCUUCUGUGUCUGACACGUUAAAAGUCUAACUGAAGUGUUUUUUGUUUAUGCGAUCUGGAAUUUGCACAUUUUGUAGAUGUACACCACUUGUUUUUAUUAUUGCUGCUUUGUUGGCAUUUAAACACCACAGAAGAAGAAAAAAUAUUUUUAUGUGCAUUUAAGCAAGAACUGGGAAAAACAUUCAAGUUUUGGAUUUGAUACAUUUUGGAGCAGAAAAACGUUUAAUUUUGUAAAUGAUGUAAAAAGAGAAAGUGGAUAAACUCAGAAAUAAUAAAUGCUUUUCUAAAAAAUA
Molecule: messenger RNA, 2607 nt
Organism: Girardinichthys multiradiatus
Lineage: Eukaryota; Metazoa; Chordata; Actinopteri; Cyprinodontiformes; Goodeidae
Gene: cnppd1
Product: cyclin Pas1/PHO80 domain containing 1
Exons: 8
Coding region: 162-1466 (434 amino acids)
Biological process (GO): regulation of cyclin-dependent protein serine/threonine kinase activity
Cellular component (GO): nucleus; cyclin-dependent protein kinase holoenzyme complex
Molecular function (GO): cyclin-dependent protein serine/threonine kinase regulator activity; protein kinase binding
Source: RefSeq, a predicted model, not a curated record